Molecule: messenger RNA, 2738 nt
Organism: Penaeus vannamei (Pacific white shrimp)
Lineage: Eukaryota; Metazoa; Arthropoda; Malacostraca; Decapoda; Penaeidae
Source: RefSeq, a predicted model, not a curated record
GGACAUCUACAGGGGAGAGGACAGGGGGCGCCGUGCCUGAGAGUCAUGGAAAGGGGAAUGUUGGCCUGCUCCUUCCACGCACACAAAGAAAAGGAAGCCAUGUUGAGGAGCGAGAUGUGGCUCUUGAGGGAAAAGCCUCUGGUGUUCCUCAGAUGUGCGAGACGAGAUGGCUCUCGCUUAUUAAGCCAUCCCCGAGGCCUCUUGUGACUUCUCUCUCAAUUAUAAGGGUUCUCUCUUAUCAAACUCCAAGUGCAAGAUGUCAGCUGGAAGGAAGGGAAGGCAUUUCCCGACAGAACUUUCUCUCGGGUUCAGCCUUGGAGAACUUCACGGGAGAUUCGUGUCUGAGAGAAAUAAAUAAAGGCACGAAAAGAAAACGUUGCAGAGUGAUUCAUAUGACUUGCUACAGCUAACGUUUAAAACUCCCGGGUUGACGAGUGUGUUGAGAGGUAUUAAGCACACUCAGCAAAAUGCAGGCUGUUCAGCAGGCUGCAACUCAGGGGGCGCAUAUUAUCCAGACAGCUGGUGGGCAGCUUAUGCUCCAGACAGUUGGAGGGUCUGGUUCAAUACAGGUUGCAUCUGCUAAUGGUCAACAGCUACAACAGAUACAAGUUAUACCUGCCUCAGGUCUUCAGCAGAGUGGAAACCAUGUCAUGGUGCAAGGAGGAGGGUCAACCCAGCAAGCACAGAUCAUCCAGACUUCAGAUGGACAGGCACUCGUUUACCCCAUUCAAGUGGACAGUCAAGGCAACAUCAUCCAACAGCAGCCAACAGAUGCACUGAAUAUUUCAGGCAACCUAAUCCAGCUAGCACAAGCAUCCACUUCGCAAGCAUCUCAAACAGGAUCAGUACAACAGAGCCCACAGACAACCCAACAGACUGCGCAAACAGCUCAGACCAACCUUGCAAAUGUUGUUAUGGUUGGCAAUGGAAGUGUUGCACAGUUGCAACGAAUUCCGCUUCCUGGUCCUGAGUUGCUGGAGGAGGAACCACUUUAUGUUAAUGCUAAGCAAUACAAUCGGAUAUUGAAGAGAAGACAAGCAAGAGCAAAGCUUGAAGGAGAGGGUCGCAUACCAAAGGAACGUAAAAAAUACUUGCAUGAAUCUAGGCACCGACAUGCAAUGAACAGAAUACGAGGAGAAGGUGGUCGGUUCCAUAAAGGACAUGCCAAUAACAACUGCAUUAAUAACAACUCAGACACAAACCACUCGAGAGAAGACAUGAUGGACAACCUAGGAGGAUUGGGUCUACAGAAUGGAAUGGAUGAGCUGAUAACAGGUGAUACUGUUCAGACCAGAGUUCCUGAUACUAAGGUGUUUGUUAGCUGAGAUAACAUGUGUCCUUCUGAUUUGAAUUCAGAAAUAAGUUGAUGUAUAUGUCCAACUUUUAGAACAAAGUACUUAUCUGCUGAAGUUUAAGAGAGGACCAACAGGCAGAAGAUGUGACACUCAAUUAGGAGCUGUAGUCUCUUGUGUUUCAGUUGUAACUUCUAACUGAAAAGUUUGCAGAGAACUACUAUCUCCAUUUGCCAGGGCUUACCUGUGAGAAUAACUUGUGCCAGUGAACUAUUUUAAGCUGCCAGUUACCAUGAUUGACUGAGUUAGAAUCUAUUGCAAAAUCUUGAAUAUAAGGAAAUGUUCAGUACUUAAGACAAAGGCAUCUUUCAUUUAGUUUUUAAGUUCUCUUCCUGUGGAAGUUCCAUAGUUUAUUCACUACUGUGCUACUGCAGUCAGAGCAGUACCUCAUUAUUUAAUAAAAAUACAUAUAUAUAGAAAAAACAUGAUAGCUGAUUAAAACUAAGGAUGAUCUUUUAGUUUGAAUGAAAAUUGCCUGAUAUGGGAAGGUAGUAAAACCAUCCUUUUAUUUUAAUUUGUGGACACUUGUAAAUAUGUACAGUUUUUAGGACAGGAUAUGUUUUAAGUUCCACAUACCCUUUUUUCCACCAUUGAAUUAUCCUGCCUAUUGUACAUACAUGUUCUCACAUUGUCUCAAUGCUACAACUGUUCUUGGUGAAGUUUUCGUAUUUAUCUUGUAUGUAGACCACUACAUGAUUGUCUGGCAGGUUCUAAAAUGGUAAAAUACAAAUGGGAUUAUAUUUUCUUUAGCAAUAGUCAGAUGCAAUGAAUUCCAUGCCCAAAGUAUUUUUAUAGUUUUUUUGUAAUCAGUGUUUGUAUUUAAUGUUAUUCUUUUGUUCACUUGCAGAAGUUCUAUUUUUGAAGCACUUUACCAAGGUCUGUGAGGCAAUCAGUUCCUGACAGUGUAAAGCUUCUGAAGUUUUCAUUCUGUACAUAUCUUGGAAAUAAAAGAGAAAUGUGCUAAAAUCUUUGUGUACAGAAGAUAAGGCCAAUUCCUUUUCAUAUCCUUUAAACUAUAUUUCACUGGAAAAAAAGAGUGUCCUGUUGUGUUGGUUAUGCAUUCACUGAUUUAUGAAAUGAAGUGUGCCAAUAAAAUGAAUCACGGCAGUAUCAUACUGCACUUGAAUACAUUUCAGUCGUCUUGCAAGUCCAACUUGUUAGAUUUUUUUUCUUUUGUAAUAAAAUGUUGUUCUAACGUUUUGGUUUUAUUGAAUAUUGGAAAUUUACCAUUACAAAGUCAUAUUUGAACAUGACUAUUUACAACCUUUGUACAAUAUACAGUAAGAACUCCUGCUCUCAACAUAACACCAGCUACAAAGUGAUAUACUGUAUAAUGGGUCAAUUUUGUAAACCUACAAAAUCUUGAUGUAUAUAUAUAUAUAUAUA